AUAAAUAAAAUAAAAAAAUGAAGUGUAGGAAAUGUUAAAAUUAGAGAUUCGUCAAUUGUUUGAAAUGAUCUCACUGUAUUAACGAGUUUUCGGCCGAUGCAACAAUCGUUACGAAGACAUCACCGCGUCCCUUGGGAUGCGGCGCUCCUCGUAUUAGUUUUCAACUCCAAUUACUCAACAAAAUGAAGACGUUUGGUGAAAUAGCACUGGUGUGUAUCGCGGUGCUGCAAUGCCUCUGCGGUGUUUGCAUGCCACAUUUAUUGAUAAACGUCAGGAACCAGGGUGGAGAUAUCCUCCUAGAGACGAUCUCCUCCAACGUCACUGACGAUACUAUAAGCCUUGAGUUCCAGAGAUCCGAUGGCACGCUGGUCACUCAGCUCGUAGAUUUCAGAAAUGAGGUGCAGGUGAUAAAAGCUUUGGUACUAGGGGAGGAGGAACGUGGGCAAAAUCAGUAUCAAGUCAUGUGUUUUGUCAAUCAUUUCUACAAAAUGGAUUUUAUAUCGUCCGAUGCAAUGUCCAAGCUGAGGCAAAAAAAUCCUGGCACAAUUCGCAUUGCCGAAGAGGAUAGAGGUCACAGCAACUAUACUAUGGAUUUGUUUCUCGACGUAUCCAAAUCCGGCGUCAUCUCUAAGCAUGUUGCUACUUUAUGCGCAGAAGCUGCUGACACGACUUACACGAGAAACGAUGAUCUAAAACAGUGGGUGCAAAGACCUGGUUCUUCGGAAGCAGCCCUUAUGGCAACAGCGCGUAACUUCACGACUACCCCAGCCACACAGCAGGUGGGGAAUGAGUCGAAACCUGCAUCACUGCCCAAAUGUGCAGAUACGUCAAAUUUAUGGGCGCCGUGCACUUGUUCGUUAGAACUAUGUAUAGGCUGGUAUCCGUGCGGACUGAAAUUCUGCAAGGGUAAAGGUGACGGUAAAAAACCAGCGAGUUCUUACCGCUGCGGAAUCAAAACAUGCAAGAAGUGUUUCAUAUUUUCGUACUAUUCGCAAUUGAAGCAGAAUUGUUUGUGGGACGAAUGACAUCUGCUAGCGUAAUAGCUUUAAUUUCUACACAUCUAUUUAGGUCGUAACACUUAAGGCUACAUUCACACCAAAUAAAGUCUGACGAAAACUGCCUUUGUAGGAAUAGGUGGGCCUCUUAUCUUCAACGCAAAAAAUAACGAAAUAUAUAACAGCAGCGUCGAAACUCAUCCGAAGUUUUGUAUCCAGUUGGUAAAAGUUUUUAUUUCUGUUCUUCAUUCAGUCAGGUUGUCUUGUUAAAAGUAUUUAUUUCAAUUGAGGGUGAGGCCUUCAUUAUAAUUGGGCGGUAAUUAUCCUUGCCAUUUGAAAUUCCCUCUAAAUAUUUUGGUGUGAAUUCAGCGUAAAAAGAUCCAAAGAAGUGUGCUGAAUAUUCGCCAAAGAUUAGUACUAUUCUGAUAUUUGCACGCAGUCAUUUGUUAAAUAUCAAAAAAAUAAUCCAGAGUGAUGAAUCUUUCGCUUGGAAGUAUCCCAAGGAUACAUUGAGGACACCAUAUCACGUGAUUGUAGUAUAUUAAUUGAUUCGUGCCGUCUUAUAAAUGGUGCUCUCUCUAUUUUGUUCAGAAUUUUGAAUGGCGUUCAGUAAUGCUUCGGUUACUGGUUUGGUACAGUAUCCAGUUCCUGAUGUAUCCGGGUUCGAAGCUACGAUUGAUGCAAAAUGUUUGAUCGAAAUCAAAGUAUUGCGCAAUAAGGAUGCUUCAAUUUUAUCUCUGUGGUAACUCUUUGAAAAAUGGUCUAUGGCAAUAUUUUGCUGGGCGCUGUUAGACUCUUUUGCUAGUGGUUUGACCUAAGAUUGUACAUAAAUCAACUAGUUAAAUAGUUACCUCGCAUAAAAUGUUGAGUAUGUGAUUGAAAAUCAAUUUUGAUCAUUUUUCGCAACGACUUUUUUCAUUCAGUUUCAUUGAAUGGAUUGAUUGAUAAUUCUCUUCCCGUAUUUUGACAUUCGUAAGUUAUCGGAUUGACACAAUAAGUAUACACAGAAAGGACCAAUGUGACUUUUCACAAACACAUUCCAAAUGUAUUUUAAAAUUAAUGUACGCUUUGUGCUAAAAAGUAGGUUCACGAAUUUUAUUAUUUUGACCAGACUUGGGGUGAAAUUUACAUCAUCUCAAUGCAGCUUUUCAUGUGAAUGUUAUUUAUUUUGCUAUUUGAUAGGGUCUAUACUUUUUUCGUUUUCAAUAUGAUAAGAAUGCAAGAUAGAUAAAUCUUGCAAGUAUAUAAUUUAAAACAUUUGGUGCACUAUUUAG
Molecule: messenger RNA, 2269 nt
Organism: Diprion similis
Lineage: Eukaryota; Metazoa; Arthropoda; Insecta; Hymenoptera; Diprionidae
Gene: oaf
Product: out at first protein
Exons: 4
Coding region: 183-1025 (280 amino acids)
Source: RefSeq, a predicted model, not a curated record